Molecule: messenger RNA, 1609 nt
Organism: Papilio machaon (common yellow swallowtail)
Lineage: Eukaryota; Metazoa; Arthropoda; Insecta; Lepidoptera; Papilionidae
Gene: Hel25E
Product: ATP-dependent RNA helicase WM6
Exons: 1
Coding region: 140-1417 (425 amino acids)
Biological process (GO): mRNA splicing, via spliceosome; mRNA export from nucleus
Molecular function (GO): ATP binding; RNA binding; RNA helicase activity
Source: RefSeq, a predicted model, not a curated record
CUUCUCUAUGACAUUUUGUCUUUUGGCUUUGAUCGGUAGACGCCAUUAAAGUGAAAUAAAUCUUGCGAAAUUGAAUUCACGUGCUAUUACGAUUUAUAUAUAUAGUUUAGCAAUAAAAACAAACAACAAAUCGUAAGCAAUGGCUGACAACGACGAUCUUCUCGACUACGAAGAUGAAGAGCAGGCAGAUCACCAAACCGCCGACGGAGCAACGGAAGCGGCGCCAAAAAAAGAGGUUAAGGGAUCUUACGUAUCGAUUCACAGUUCUGGAUUUAGAGAUUUUCUCUUGAAGCCUGAAAUUUUAAGAGCUAUAGUGGAUUGCGGCUUCGAGCAUCCUUCAGAAGUCCAACAUGAAUGUAUUCCACAAGCCGUUCUCGGAAUGGAUAUUUUAUGCCAAGCGAAGUCCGGUAUGGGUAAAACUGCCGUGUUUGUCCUAGCAACCCUCCAACAACUCGAACCGUCCGAAAAUCAUGUUUACGUUUUGGUCAUGUGCCAUACCAGAGAGCUAGCUUUUCAGAUAAGUAAAGAAUAUGAGCGUUUUUCAAAGUAUAUGGCGGGUGUACGUGUGUCCGUUUUCUUCGGUGGUAUGCCGAUACAGAAGGACGAAGAAGUACUAAAAACCGCAUGCCCUCACAUCGUGGUUGGAACGCCGGGAAGAAUACUGGCACUGGUAAAUAGUAAGAAGUUAAACCUUAAACAUCUGAAGCAUUUUAUUCUCGAUGAGUGUGACAAAAUGUUAGAAUCAUUGGACAUGCGACGUGAUGUACAGGAGAUAUUCAGAAACACCCCUCACGGAAAGCAAGUAAUGAUGUUUUCUGCUACAUUGAGUAAAGAAAUUCGACCUGUUUGCAAGAAGUUUAUGCAAGAUCCUAUGGAAGUGUACGUAGAUGAUGAAGCCAAAUUAACUCUGCAUGGACUUCAACAGCAUUAUGUCAAACUGAAGGAGAAUGAGAAGAACAAAAAACUCUUUGAACUUCUUGAUGUGCUGGAGUUUAAUCAAGUAGUAAUAUUUGUUAAAUCUGUGCAGCGCUGCAUAGCACUCGGUCAGCUACUUACAGAUCAAAACUUCCCAGCGAUCGGUAUCCACCGCAACAUGACUCAAGACGAACGCCUAUCCCGGUACCAGCAGUUCAAGGAUUUCCAGAAGAGGAUUCUAGUUGCAACUAACCUAUUUGGUCGUGGUAUGGAUAUUGAGAGAGUUAACAUUGUCUUCAACUACGACAUGCCAGAGGAUUCAGACACCUAUCUUCACCGAGUAGCCCGUGCGGGAAGAUUUGGUACAAAAGGCUUAGCUAUAACUAUGGUAUCUGAUGAAAAUGAUGCUAAGAUCCUGAAUGAAGUGCAAGACAGAUUUGAUGUCAAUAUAACAGAGCUGCCCGAGGAGAUUGAAUUGUCAACUUACAUUGAAGGACGAUAGACAUAAGAGUUGGGGUUUCAUUCCUUUUGACUAACUUAAAUAAGUCUAGAUGAUUACAAAGUUGUCUUUCAUAUUGUACUUGGUUUAAUAAUUUGAUUUAUAUUGUAAGAAUUACAGUGUGUAUGUAAGUGUAUAGGAUGAUUCUUUAUUGAGUGAUCCUGAUAUUAGGAUACAAGUAAACUUAAAUAAACA